AUGAACUCCAAAAAGAAUAAUUUCAAUAAAGUCGGCAGACAAACGGCGAACCCCAAUUUGGGGAGGAAAAAUAAUUCCUAUAAGGAAAGCACCUACGGACAGACAAACGGAGGAAAGGUUUUCAAAUUCAUGAGUGAUUUGAAAUAUAAUGGCUACGGCAAGAAACUGGAUGGAACUCAUUCUGACAAGAGCUCCAACACUAGUCGGAAUGGAAAAGCGUACGGAGUAAGUAGCAAAAGAAGAAGCAAACAACGGCAGCAGCAGGUAGAAGAGGAGGAAGAGGAGGAGGAAGAAGAAGAAGAGGAAGAUGACGAAGAGGAGGAAGACGAUGAUGAAGAGGACGAAGACGAUGAUGAAGAGGAGGAGGAAGACGAAGAGGACGACGAUGAUGAGGAGGAGGACGAAGCGGAUUACGAUGAUGGAAUAGAAACGUCCAGUAUUAAAAAUAAAGUCAAUCUAAAAAAUUAUAACUCCGAUUACUACGACAUUUACUCCAACAUAUACUCCUAUUAUGAUAUUUUUACUGAAGAUAAAAAUGAAAAAAAAAAGUAUAAGUAUUUUAAGGACGUUUUUUCCAAUUUCGAUCACAAGUAUGAAAAUAAGGAAUAUAACUACGGGGUAGACUUGAGCAAAAAGCUGCAAGAAAAACACAUCCCGAUUAUCCAUCCGAACAAAAAAGGAAACCAUUUUGAUAAACCGUAUACUAAAGAGGGCAAGAGAAAUGCCUCCCCCCUCAUUCCCAACCUCCCCGCUGCAGAAAAUAGCAAUUCGAACAGCGCGGGGGGAAGUGGUAAACUCGGUAGUAACAUCAACACUGCGUUUUUGAGCAACAGUGUUUUCCAAAAUGGUGAUGGCAGAGACCCCCGAGGCGAUAAGGAUAAUCUGGGCAAUAGAGACAGAAACGAUAACAAUGAAAGCACUCAUGUCGCCGCCGCGAUGAAUGGCUUGCGCAAUGAGUUCUAUGUGGGAAGUGGCUCCCUGAGGGCGAAGCGGAACAACUUGAAAAAGGGCGAGCCGAACAAAGACUCCAUGAUCAAAAGUAACAAGAAGAAACUCGUCCCCUUGAAAAAGAAAAAGAAAAAAAAAAGCACCAGCGAAGAUGUCAGCGUGAACGAUAGGGAGAAUUUGAGCGCGCACGUCAACACGAACCAGAAUACUAACCCGAUUUCUGCUGCGAAUGCUGCAGUGAAUGCCGCCCUGAAUGCCGCCCUGAAUGCCGCCGCGAAUGCCGCCGCGAGUGCCGCCACGAGUGCUGCCGCGAGUGCUGGCCCAAACGUGACUGAAUUUAAAAAGAACCUCGGCGAUCCGAAAAACGGCGCUGAGGACAUCUACGGCAACCACGACUUUUCCGACCUGAGGGGAAGCGCGAACGCGAGCAGGGAAAAGGCGAAGAAGAAGUUUAGCCACCCUGCGGAGGAGGUCGCCAGUAUUGCUAGGAUGUCAAAGGGGAGAAGCAGAAAGCCCAACCUGUUUGACAACCAGGAAAACAGCGAACUGAGCAGCGCCACUGUUUACGCGAAGUAUGCGAAGUAUGGGAAGUACGCGAAGUAUGAGAAGGAUGCGAACCCGGUGAAGGAGAGGACCAAGUCGCACCUGGGCACCGCGAGUGGCGCCCCCCACCGGAAAGGCAGCCUCGGCAAUGUCAGCAACGAGAGUAACGUCAGUGAUGUAAGCAACCUGAGCAACCCGAGCAACAUCAGCCUGGACAGCUCGUGCUCCAUCGAGCUGGACGAUCCCCUGGAGGAGGGAAAAGUGCCGGAUGUGAAAAAAGAAGGAAGUAUGAAAUUUUUAAAAAAUCCAACCAAGAAGCGAAUGAACAAGCUGAAAAAAAUCGUAGAAAUAUUAGAAUAUUCCAUCUAUAAUGAAGAAAAGAAAGGAUCUAAAUUGGAAUCAAAACUGUACGACUAUGUACUCCUAACGAGGAACCUCAAACAAGAAAUUGCAAACUUAGAAGAACUUAACAACAGCAAUAAAAGCAAAAUGGCUAGCUAUGAAAAGGAUAUAACCAAGCUGAAGGAACAAAACGAAGAAAUGAAACUGACCCUUUCCACAUUCGAAAAUGAGCUAAGCAGUUUAAUAAACAAAUUUGAUAAAAACUUUGCCAAAGAAUUGAUCGACACCAAGACACAGAACGAUGUGCUGAAGAAGGAAGUCGAGAAACUCAAAAUGGAGAUCGAAAAAAAAAACCACGAAAUUAAGAAGAUUGAAAAUUGGAAUGACUUUUCGAAGAAGCUAAAUGCGGAGAAUGUAAUAAUGCAGGGAGGGGCAGGAGUAGUACCCUCCUCUGUUCACACAUCGGGGGUCAUCAGUACAACAAAUGGCCCAUUGAAUAAUGUCAACGUGACCCAUGGGGUUGUUACCUCGAUCAGUGCACCAACUAGUGGUAACAGAAUCCCCGCGCUGAGUGAUAAAAAUGAACAGGGAGGAGAUCCCGCAGGAAACAUCCUGGAGAAGAACCUCAAAGAACAAAUCAUCACGUCGUAUGAGUUCCCUUAUUACUAUGGUAGUAGCGAAGAAAUUGAACCAUCUGUGGUUGACGAUUUAAUAUUAAAAAUGAAAACAAUCAGAAUCGUGUAUGAGAAAAAUAUCGAAAGGUAUGAUGAUGAGACGAAGGCGACGAUUUACGGCUGCUACAUCUCAAACUUUAUUUUAGAAAAUAAAGACAUAUGCAAUCACAGGAAGGUGUUGAAGCACUUGCAGGAGUAUUGCGUAGUGGAGUCGAAAAUGCUUAAUGUGCAUUUGUGCCUACGAAAGGAAAGGUGCGACAAUGUGCCCCUGAAAGAAUUGGAGAAGGAAGUCAUUAGACAGUUGGAAAAUCCAGACUCGGACAAAAACAAAGAAAAGGUAGCCCUCAUCAACUCGAUUAUGUUAACCCUUCUGUUUAAAAAUAUGCACAUAUAUAAUUUAUAUCGUCUCUUCGUGACUUGCUUAAAGUGUGAUAAUUUUAGAUGGAUACGUUUGAUGAAGAAGUCUCUUUUUUUGAAAUUUUUCGACUUGUGCUUGGUCGACUCGAAUGUGAAGGGGAACAUCGGCCUCCCAAAUGUGAAGGAGGCGAGGCUGAUCCACGUCCCCCCUGCAGAAGCAGUGGUCGACCCGCAGGAGCGCCUACCCGUAGAGAACUUCCAUCAAGUACAGUACAACAUCAAACACCCCAUGUUCUACUGCUCCAACGAAACAUUGAAGAGACUAAUCUCGAGCAUGUUCCUCAAUUUUGCCAAAGAUCCAAUCAACCCACAAAACUGUGACAACAUAUAUCACUAUGUGCUACAGAAGAAGAACUUCGAUCUGCUCAAAUUGUUGAAAUUGUCAGGCAAAAAUUACAACUACAUAUUUAACAAAAAUGGAGAAAAUAAAACUCCACUAGACUAUCUAGAUAAUGAAGACAUCAAAAUUGACCUCAUUUCUGGGUACAUCCUAGACAUAGCAGGAAAAGGAGCAGAUAAUUACAAAAACGCAAAGUACGAAGCAGCCUUCGAGCUGUACAGUGAAGCGCUGGAGAAACAAAUAAAGCUUUCAGAAUCUGUAAGGAUGGGUAAAUCAAUGAAUGAAAAUAUAGGGAAGCUUUACUACAACAGAGCUAGGACAUUAAUGCAUCUAAACAAAUGGAUAGACGUUAUAGAAAAUUGCAACAACUGCUUGAAAUACAUUCCAAAAUAUAUUAACGCUUUCGAUACGCAAAUACACGCGUACGAAAAUUUGCUAGAAUAUGAAAAUGCCCUCCUGACGUAUAAAAAUAUGUGUAUGAAAUGUAAUAUCAAACCGGAUGAUAAGGAAGAUAAACUGAAGUCACAGAUAAAUGCCACGUCUUUUCAAAUUUUAAAUGUCAAUAGGAAUUGCUCCGUCUCAGAAAUCAAGCAGGCCUUCUCCAACUUAUCCAAGAAGUGGCACCCUGACAAACUUGGCAUCAACAGUAGUCCAGAUAUUAAAAAAAGGCACAAUAAUCACUUUAAGCGACUAUUUAAGGCCAAGCAACUCCUCCUGAAUGAUGCGGAAAGGCUAAAGGAGAAGAAGAAAAAAGAGACCAACUAUGUGUAUCCUCAAAUUAUCGAAGAUGUGAACAACCACCAACUGGGUAAUAACAGAACCGGCUCGCAUAACAGACAGAAGGCAGUCACCCCAGGUGAUAGCGUAAACGCGUCAUCUCAGCAGAGAGAUGGUAAUAACGUUCCCACCACUGCCAGCAACACGAAUGACAACAGUGGUAGUACCCCUCAUAAGGAUGACCUAGGAGGCAAUAAUGCAGGGGACCCCCCCGUUAACACCAACGCUGGCACAUUUAACUCCACCACUCAGUCCACCGCGCAGCCUACCGCGCAGACCUCCACCUUUGCCAACGAGGCCAAGAACACCUUCUAUCACACGUACAAAGACGACAUUGAUAAAUUUCAGGAGAAAUUAAAAAACUUCAAUAAAGGAUUGAACAACGAAUCGGACAGCAACAAAAAUGCCAACCCCUUCCUCAACCUCUUCGAUGGGAAACUCUCCAAUCUGAAUAACGAAAAAGUGGAUGAAAAUUUUUACAAAAAAUUGAAAGAGGAGUAUGAAGGACUCUCCGAUGAUGAGAUCAACAAUUUUAAAACAAAAAUUUCCAACUCGAUUAACAACCUAAUACAGACGGAACUUAACUUAAAGAGAGAGUACCAGGAGCUCUGCAUAAAGGAAAAAACAAAUGUCAUUAUGAAUGCCCGCCUCUGCAUUUUACAAGAGAUACAGAAGGCGUUGUGUGUGCGAUUGGACAAAGAGAGGAAGCUCAAAGUGGUGGAGAGCAUAAUUAAGGGAAGAACUGAGGAACGAUCGGUUAACUGGGCCAAGGCAAAUGGGGGUGGGGGGGCUACCACAGAGGAGAUCCCUCAUGAAGGAGAAAGGGAUGCCCCUCGAACUGCCAAAAGCGCAGGGUAUGAAGCUGAUCCCCAAGGGGAAGACGAAAAGGAAAAGGAUUAUCUCCAAAAAAACGCAUCAAAGUUUGCAAAGGGCGCAUCCGAAUCAGAGGGCAAAUGGGAAAACUCCAGAAGAAAAAGCAACGCCGAUAAUGGUGGCCGAUUUUUAGAAGACACGUCAUUUUUUCAAGAUGCGCAGAACAACAAAGGGGAUACCGGACUCAGGUCAGCGGAGCGAAAGAAGCAACGCCUCGAAGGAAGUGAUGAACAUGGUGUAGAAGCAGAUCAUUCCUUGGAUGGUAGUAACGAUGACGAGUAUGACGGUGGCUCCCUUGAACAACGUGCCAGUAAGCGAAACGGAGACCAACUAGAACACGCAAAAAACGCGCAGCAGGAAGCGGCGGAAGACAAAAUGCACGAAGGUGCCGCCAAGGAGUUGUUCUACAAUGACGACAGGGGAUACUUCGAGGAUAGCCAAAAAAAUAAAAACACUCCAAGCGGAAGCAGCAACGAUUGUGCAGGGGGCGACAAUGCCGAUAACAAAAGUAGGAGAAAAAAAAAACGCAGAUUUUAAAUGGCCUCAGAGAACAACGACCAUGAGAACUUCAUAUUUUGGGAUGAAAAGGGGAACGCCCAUCACGAGGGGAAGGGGACUUCACACAUCUUCGAGGCUGCCGAUAUAUUCCAAGGGAAAAAUCAGGGGAAAAAUGAAGGAAAAAAUGAAGGAAAAAAUGGAGGAAAAAAUGCAGGAAAAAAUGAAGGAAAAAAUGAAGGAAAAAAUGACGGCAAUAACUUCUUCGACAGCGUCAGUAUUAAUCAGCCGAGUCAGGCCAACCAACCAUUUAGACACUCAAACGAACUACCGGGGGAGAGCAACUCCAUGGGAGAAUAUGAUAAGAGUUUCACAGGUGAAAGAUUAGAAGAAAACAAUUUUUUUUUCUUAAGUAAGGGCAACAAAGGGAAGAACAGCCUGAACAAUGCACUGGGGUCGUUUUACGAUGGGAAUACUGAACAGCCAAAUGGGAAUAAUGAGCACGACAAUUUUGCCAGGAAGGAAGAAGGGGAGCCGGCUCAAGAAGACGGAGAAGAAGGGGAAGACGAAGUAGAAAGUAAUGGGGCAAUGACCAGCAAUCACCAUUUCGCAAAAUCGAUGAGUGAAAGGGGACCUUUUGAUUUCCCCCACGGCGGCAAUUACGAUUACGAAUUGGAAAGUCGCGCCGGUGAUGGGGGUGUCGCGGGCGAGAGUAGGCAUGCCGGGGCGCUGCACGCCGAAGGGGGAGAAGCCCCAAAUGCCGGCUCGGGGAACAGCGCGAAUGCCAACUCUCACAAAGUGAAUUUCCCGAACGAGCAGGAUGAGUACAACUACCUUAGGGGAAGAAUGAAGGAUAUCAUUGGCACCCCAAAUGGGACCCCUGGAAAUGUGAAGGUCCCCCAGAACGGUAGCAACAGCUGCGAUGGCAGCGCGCAAAGUGACGGAGAGGAGGACACCCAGCACGGCGUUGGGACGACGACAAAUAACGGCAUGACAGAUAAGGGCAUGCCAAAUAGCGUCGUGCCUGAUAGCGCCUCGCAGUAUAAUAACAAUUUCCACGUGGACCGCUCCAAUGAUAACCACAGCGAUGAUAGCUACCUUAGAAAUGACUCCUACGAAACGAAGAAUCAGCGUCAUAUACACCGUGUAGGUAAAAAGCAGCCCCCCAAAAAAGUAGCAGAUCAUAAAGAACAAGACCAUAACAUAAACGGUGAAGAAGGUGACCCAAUUAACUACUCCAGCAGCUUGAAGAAGGAGGAACAAUUCGCACCAAUGCGAUUCCCCGGUAGCAACAGCUACGUGAACAAGGGAGUAGAUCAAAAUAUGUUUAACCUACUUAACAUGGACGUCAACCUAGCAGGAAGUAGCUCCUCAGGAAAUUUGAAUUCGACUUACGCAGAGAAAUUUAUGAAGAAAAAUUUAAUGUACUCCAAUGACGUCGUGGACAGAGAGAGGAGGCGAAGUAGCUUCAAGCAGCAGGCAGGCACAAAGUAUGCCAGCGAUGGGGAAGAAGUAGGAAACGCCGAACAUUUUUACGGGCUCUAUAAUGAUAGCAUUGGGGGUCAUAGCGGUGGGGGAAUUAGCGGCAGACAGGGAAGCGGUGCCAAUAGCGGGAGUGUGGGCAGUAACGGAAGUGGCGGCCACCAACACCCGCAGGACCCACCCACAAAUGGAAGAAAAAAUGGAGACCGGAACUCAACCGCAAGAAGGGACAGCAACCACGCCGAAUCUUUUGCCAAUUUAAGCAGCAGUCAGUAUGACCAGGAAGUAGAAACACAACACCAGACGCCACUUCGCCUAUCGCAGCAGGGAUACAAAAAUGCAGAAGGGGGAACCUUUUAUAACAGCCCCAACAGCGAUGCCCACUACGCAAACGAACGGUACGAAGAAAAUUAUCAACACGAACAGGGACACAACAGUUACUACGCACCCGAUGAGGAAGACACACCAAAUGGUCCAAACAAUGAAGACGAUAAAAAUUUCUUCCAAACAGAUAUUAACACAAAUCAAAGUAAUACCAAUCAUCUGUACGAGAAUGACAUGAACAGUCCAUUCCCUGAACAGAUACACUCCAAACAAGAUAGCUUCCUCUACGAUGACAAUAAUUUUCGGAACAGUAGUUCCAACUUUUAUGGAAAUCACCUGAACAAGUCAUACAAUUAUGAAAAUAUAAAAAUGAGAAAUUCACUUAUGUACAUAAAUGAAAAUGAAGAAAAAAAUAAAAAUGUGAAGAAAAUAUUUUCGAAUGAUUUAAAUUCCAUUUCGUUGGAUAAAGAAUUUAAUCAGAAGAAUAAAUUCUCAUUCAAUCAGAAAGUGGAGAAACACAAAGUCAAAAAUGGCAAAGGCAAAGUUCCCAGUGAGGAAAAUAAUUAUAUCAAAUUGAAGAAGUCCUCCUUAGAUAAGAUAAGCCCCAAAGUUGAUGCGAGUAAAGCCAGACCCUUUGUCUUAGCGACGGGGGUGACGAUGGGUACUGCCGCUGCCCCAGUCGCUACCCAGGCAGCUACCCCCGCUGCUGCACCUGUCGAAGGUUCUCUACCGAAAAAAAUUUUUAAAAAAAACGUCAACGCAGAUGACAAGCACAAGGCUGCCGAUCAGAUGAAACGGGGGAAGGGAAAGGCCAAGGACAGCGGCGUCGCGAACGGCAGUAGGCAGAACAAGUGA
This is a messenger RNA of Plasmodium cynomolgi strain B, 8070 nucleotides long. RefSeq lists its product as hypothetical. The transcript has 4 exons. Gene Ontology annotation, molecular function: protein binding. The coding region runs from base 1 to 5451 and encodes 1816 amino acids. The record is from RefSeq and is a predicted model, not a curated record. Lineage: Eukaryota; Apicomplexa; Aconoidasida; Haemosporida; Plasmodiidae.